This is a messenger RNA of Lactuca saligna, 420 nucleotides long. NCBI's taxonomy places the organism in Eukaryota, Viridiplantae, Streptophyta, Magnoliopsida, Asterales, Asteraceae. The record is from the annotation of a GenBank genome assembly.
AUGGCCAGAAACGAAGCUGAUUACAUAUUGGUUGCUCACAAGCAUAAGAUAAAUUUCUACAAAACAACCACAAUUCAUGUAUCAACUGCUUUUGUUGAUAGGAUCGAUCCUUUUAAUUUUGUGAGUUUACACGAUCAGAGAACAAGAAAUUUUGACACUCAUGUUGCAUUUGAUUUUAUUGAUCAAGUUGUAUCUAUUGAACCCAUAAGAGUAAUUAAGGAGAAUGCAAGGGAAACAAGGUUAAUGAGUAUUGUUGCACAGGUUCUGAGUGGUAGGAAAAUGCAAGUUGCUUUAUGGGAUGGUUUUGUAUUGAAGUUGAACAGCUACAUAUCUGAACAUCAAAAUGAAAAUGCUCCUGUGAUCAUCCUCCUACGUAUAGCAAAGCUCAAGACUUGGGGUGGUAAGAAUAAUUAUUUUUAG